ACUUUAAGUACUUAUAGUUUACCAAACUAAGGAUGGAUUUUGUGCCCUAGUGUCUUUUGCCAUGCCAAUAAAAAAAAUAUAAUUCUCAUAUCUUGAUGCCAGCAACUUCGGAGGGGGGCUUCUUAAAUUUUUAAUUUAGUUUUUAUAUCAGACAGUUUUUAUAUCGGACAAAGCCUUAAUGUUGCCAGUUUUCAGUAAAAUCAACAAUGCCGUGGAAGAGACCAGACAGUGUUCCGACGGGGCAAGUGUGGAGUCGCUUCAAGGGGAGAGAGAGAGAAGGAAAACCAGCUAAAAUGUACCAGGUACGAGACCUGGACCCGAAGUACGAAGACCAGUGUCUGGAGCUGAUGGUGGAAACCUUCCUUCGAGACGAGCCCCUCUGCAGGGUAUUAGGCAUCCGAUCGGAUCCCACAUCCAUAAAGUCGAUUAGGGCCAACUGGGAAGAGUUCAUUGGUGAAAACAUUAGUCUGGCAUGCUUCACAGAGGAGGAUGGACAGCCUGACGAGCUGGUGGGGUUCAAUAUCAUCGUAAUGAGGUGCAGGGAGGACGGGGAGGAAUCUUUUGAACAUACAGAGGGAGAACCUUGGAAGAAGUUAGUCAAGAUCCUGGACACGGCAGAGAGGCUCGUCAACGUCUUCGACCUCUACGGGGUGGACAGGUACUUGUCUUCAAGCGGCCUGACUGUGUUGCCAGCUCAUCGGGGACAGAAUAUCGGCGCGAGGAUGUUUGCAGCCAGAGAGCCCCUAUGCAAAGCCCUAGGUGUCGAAGCGGUAUGUACAGUAUUCACAGCAACCACAUCACAGGUUUUAGCAGCUAAGUGUGGCUACAAGACCUUGGCAGAACUUGAGUAUAAAGACAUGAUGAAGUUUGGUAUCGAUUUGAGGGACGCGGAGUGCGUCCGAGCUAAGGUUAUGGGUAUCAAGUUUGAUUUUUAAUUGCUGUUUUCAAUGUCUCCACUGUUUGGACACUAUUAUUUAUUGAUUUAGUAGCGGCCUUUGUUAGAAAUGAAAGAUUUGUGGACUUAGGUAGGUACAACAGCGUUUAUUAUCGUACAAUGAGGAGCCUUAACACUUUACAAUCGCGGAACAUUUAUCUUAGCACACACGACUGUUACAAGACGAACGACGACACAGACUGACUUGAGAGCGGGCGCGGGAAGCGGGAACGCGUGAUGCUAUCAACGGACUAUAGCGACUGCGAGCGCCAAUCACGAUCGAGGACCGCGAACAUUACCAAAUAAGGCGUGUUAUUUGCGCGUGUCCCAGUAUAGUAAAAGCAUACGCAUUGCCGCCAGCCCACAGUAUAAAUUAAUGCAGGGAACGACUUAUGUAUCGGUAACAGUCUUUCUAGUAUUACAAAACAGAGUCCACUGCUGCGUCUGUCUGUGAAUAAAUAAAAAUAUUAGUGGGACUGUUUAUUAUAUUGCGCUAAUGAAUUUAUAAAAGUCCCGAAGGUGUUGAAAUAGACGUGUGUGUAUUCGUCCAGAAAGAUGGAGGCUCAGAGAGAGAGAGAGAGAGAGAGAGAGAGAGAGAGAGAGAGAAAGAGAGAGAGAGAGCGCGGGAAAUAAAACCAAAGACAAACGUCAAAGACAAAACUAAAAUGUUGCUAUUUCCAACAUUGUCCAUUCGCGGUAAACUCAAAAACUGACUGAUUUUCAUGCGGUUUCCACUAAUAGAUAGUGUGAUUCCAGAGGUACUUAUGUGUAUAGUUUAUUAUGUUUUAACACGUGCAAAUGCCCGCUUUUAUUAUAAACCUAACCAUUCCUUAGGAAUAACUAAAAUAUUGGUGAAAACCGUAUAAAAAUUCCGACAGA
This is a messenger RNA of Plodia interpunctella (Indianmeal moth), 1813 nucleotides long. RefSeq lists its product as uncharacterized. Gene Ontology annotation, molecular function: N-acetyltransferase activity. Lineage: Eukaryota; Metazoa; Arthropoda; Insecta; Lepidoptera; Pyralidae. The transcript has 6 exons. The record is from RefSeq and is a predicted model, not a curated record. Bases 207 to 935 code for a protein of 242 amino acids.